AGAGAGGCGGGGAAGCCAAUGGAUCUAAAUGCUCUUUCUCCUUGUCUGUAAAAUCCCAGGAGGUGGGCACCUCUCCACCCUAAAAACUGAUCGGAUUCAACCUUCGUGGUCUCGAUCCCAACCGUUUGUUGACAUCCUUAAAAAAUGCAGACGAGCCAGCCUCGCUCGUCUAGUGAGCUCGUAAGGCGCCGCAGGAGGAGGCUCGCGGCCCCUUUUCUCCAGCCUGUCCCGUGAAGGGCCGGACCAGCCACACCCCGGGCAGAGAGACGCUGUUAUUUUCUCUCCUGGAAAUGAAUCACCCUCGGCCAAUUUGGCUCUGAAUCCCCUCCGCUCGCCGGGGCUUCCUUGCAAAAGAGGAAGGCGGGAGGAGCGCUGCGCGAUCAAGCUGCACCAUGGCUGGGAUUGCCGCUAAAUUAGCAAAAGACAGGCAGAUCGCGCAAGGGCUGGGCUCCAACUCCAAAGCCGUGAAGUACCUGAACCAGGACUUUCACGCGCUGAGGAACGAGUGUCUGGAGGCGGGCAAGCUCUUCCAAGACCCAUCUUUUCCCGCCGCCGCGCCCUCUCUGGGCUAUAAAGAACUAGGGCCAAACUCGCACAAAACAAAAGGCAUCGUCUGGAAGAGGCCGACGGAAUUGUGUUCCAAACCUCAGUUUAUUAUUGGAGGUGCCACCCGGACUGAUAUCUGCCAAGGGGCUUUAGGAGACUGUUGGCUUCUAGCAGCCAUUGCUUCUCUCACUUUGAAUGAAGAAAUUUUGGCCCGGGUGGUUCCCAGUGAUCAAAGUUUCCAAGACAGUUAUGCAGGAAUCUUCCAUUUCCAGUUUUGGCAGUAUGGAGAGUGGACAGAUGUUGUUGUUGAUGAUCGAUUGCCAACCAAAAAUGGAGAACUACUUUUUGUUCACUCAGCAGAGAGAAAUGAAUUCUGGAGUGCCCUGCUGGAGAAGGCCUAUGCUAAGGUGAAUGGCUCCUAUGAAAGUCUUUCAGGGGGGAGCACUACUGAGGGCUUUGAAGACUUCACUGGUGGAAUUGCAGAGUGGUAUGAGCUCCAGAAAGCACCACCAAACCUGUUCAAAAUAAUCCAGAAAGCUCUCCAGAAAGGUUCUCUCCUUGGAUGUUCUAUUGAUAUCACAAAUGCUGCUGAGACUGAGGCAGUCACAACCCAGAAGCUGGUCAAAGGACAUGCAUACUCUGUCACAGGAGCUGAAGAGGUGAAUUUCCGAGGCAGCAUUCAGAAACUGAUCCGGAUCCGAAAUCCCUGGGGAGAAGUUGAAUGGACUGGAAAAUGGAAUGAUAAGUGUCCAAACUGGAAUGGUAUUGAUCCAAAAGUGAGAGAGAGAUUGACCCAACAGCAGGAAGAUGGAGAAUUUUGGAUGUCAUUUAGUGAUUUCUUGAGGCAUUACUCUCGUCUUGAGAUCUGUAAUUUGACUCCAGACACUCUGGCCACUGACAAGUAUAAAAAAUGGAAGUUGAACUUGAUGGAUGGAAACUGGAGAAAAGGUUCCACGGCUGGUGGAUGCCGAAAUUAUCCUGAUACAUUUUGGAUGAACCCACAAUAUUUGAUUAAACUUGAGGAAGAAGAUGAGGAUCCAGAUGACCCAGAAAGAGGUUGUACCUUCUUGGUUGGUUUGAUUCAGAAACACCGUCGGAAGCAGAGGAAGAUGGGAGAGGAUAUGCACACGAUUGGCUUUGCAAUCUAUGAGGUGCCUGAACAGUCAUCUGCCCAAAAGAAGGUCCAUCUGAACAAAAACUACUUUCUCACAAACCGAGCAAGGGAACGAUCCAACACAUUCAUCAAUCUUCGGGAGGUGUUAAAUCGAUUUAAGCUUCCCCCAGGAGAGUAUAUUAUUGUGCCAUCCACCUUUGAACCCAACAAGAGUGGGGACUUCUGCCUUAGGGUUUUCUCCGAAAAAAAAGCUGACUCACAAGUUGUUGAUGAUGAAAUUGAGGCCAAUAUUGAAGAGAAAGAACUUACUGAAGAAGAAAUUGAACCCAAUUUUAAGAAAUUAUUUAAACAAUUAGCUGGAGAGGAUGCUGAGAUCUCAGCCUUUGAACUAUGUAAUAUUCUGAAAAAAAUCUUAGCAAAACGUCAAGAUAUUAAAUCCGACGGUUUUAGUAUUGAAACUUGCAAAAUCAUGGUUGAUCUAUUAGAUGCUGAUGGAAGUGGUAAACUAGGGCUGAAAGAAUUCCACAUACUUUGGACAAAGAUUCAGAAAUACCAGAAAAUUUAUCGGGAAAUGGAUGUAGAUCGUUCUGGCACCAUGAACUCCUAUGAGAUGCGGAAAGCCUUGGAGGAAGCAGGAUUUAAGUUGGAUUGCCAAUUGCAUCAAGUCAUUGUGGCCCGUUUUGCUGAUGAGCAGCUGAUUAUUGAUUUUGAUAACUUUGUUAGGUGCUUGAUUCGACUGGAGACUUUGUUCAAGAUAUUUAAGAAACUGGAUACUGAGAAAACAGGAACAAUACAGAUGGAUCUUGUCACUUGGUUGUGCUUCACUACUAUAUGAGAAAGCAAUGAAAAAAAUGGUGAAAAGUUUUCUUGGGAAUAAACAUGGAACAUGUUUUUAAAGGGCUUAUUAUACAUUUUGUACUUAUUGUGAAGCUGCUAAAGGAGAGACUAUUGAAAAAAAACAAAGCAACUACCAAACAAUUUCAAUAUAUUAGCUGUAACUUUUUAUGUAAUACUAUAUUUGCUUUUCCAUGUUUUUACUAUUCAAACAAAAGAUAGUUCAUAAGCUCUC
Pseudonaja textilis is the source of this 2729-nucleotide messenger RNA. Its product is annotated as calpain-2 catalytic subunit. NCBI's taxonomy places the organism in Eukaryota, Metazoa, Chordata, Lepidosauria, Squamata, Elapidae. Gene Ontology annotation, cellular component: cytoplasm. Gene Ontology annotation, biological process: proteolysis. Gene Ontology annotation, molecular function: calcium-dependent cysteine-type endopeptidase activity; calcium ion binding. The record is from RefSeq and is a predicted model, not a curated record.